This is a messenger RNA of Paramecium primaurelia, 1148 nucleotides long. NCBI's taxonomy places the organism in Eukaryota, Ciliophora, Oligohymenophorea, Peniculida, Parameciidae. The record is from the annotation of a GenBank genome assembly.
AUGAAAUCUCUUUUUGCAAUAAUUAAGACAAGAGAUGAAGAUCGUAAAAUAUUGUAUGCAAGUGAAGAGUAAUUUAAUUUGGAUUAAGUAUUUAAUAUAAGAGAUGGAGAGAAUUCUGACAUAGUUACAUAUAGAGAUAAAAUUACACAAUUCUUUUAGUAAUUUUAAUAUUGUAAAUCAAUAUUCAAUUUAGAAUAGUUGGACUUAUACAAAAAAGCAAUUUUCUUGGUUAUUCAACUAACUUUAUCAUUGAUUUUUUCUCAUAAGAAAGAAAAGCAUAAUGUCAUGAAUUAAUGAUAGAAGAUUUGAUAUUCUAUAUUCAAACUAUUAAAGAGCCUGUAUCAAUUACUUUAGUAUUGGUUAUAUAGAAGGAAAGUUAGUACAAUUCUUAAUAUGCUACAUAUUGUUUAACUUUUAUAAAGAAAUGUUUAUAAAAAAUUGAAAAAGAAUCCAAAGCUUUAACUAGAAUGUCAAAUCUAAUCAUUCAAAAUGUAAUAAGAUAGUAUAUAACAUUAGAUAAGUUAAUUUGAGAAAGAGAUUAAUGCAUAAAUUCCAGAAUAUGAGAAAUAGAAAUGUAAAUCUAUUUAAGUUAGGGAUAAUGUGACUAAUAUUGCUAGAAAAUAUUUGGAUUCAUGUGAAUUAAGAAGAAAUUUAAAUUAAUUUUGUUAAGCAUUUGUAAAUAGAAAAAUGAUUAAUUUCUUUUAAGUAUAAAUCAUUAUAUAUACAUAUAUAAUUAGAUAUAAAUGACACCUCCAUAAUAAGAUUUAAUGUUAAAUCCUAUAGCCAUAGUAAUUAAACCAUAUUAAACCUUGUUGGUUGCUAAUUUUAUUGGAAAAGAUGAUAAUACCUAUAUUUCAUAAAGAUUUUUGACUUUCAUUCAAAAAAUGUAACCUACAAAAUCAUUUCAAGAAAUGUCUAAUUUAUACUAUUUUUCAAUNUUAAGAGAUUUGAGAUCAAUAAUAAAUGAAAUCCUGAUAAUGUCUGUUUUAUUUAUAAAUCUAUUAUUUACUUUUAUAAGAUCACCAAUAAACUCUAAGUUAUAAUCACUCAAAUUAAGAAUCAAUUGUUCUUCACAAGCAGUUACUAUCCUACAAUAUUAUCUUAAAUCUGUUAUGUAACCUUGUUAAAUAUUUGAAUGUCUUUCUUGA